Molecule: messenger RNA, 6167 nt
Organism: Myxocyprinus asiaticus (Chinese sucker)
Lineage: Eukaryota; Metazoa; Chordata; Actinopteri; Cypriniformes; Catostomidae
Gene: mst1rb
Product: macrophage stimulating 1 receptor b
Exons: 21
Coding region: 329-4450 (1373 amino acids)
Biological process (GO): protein phosphorylation; phagocytosis; multicellular organism development
Cellular component (GO): signaling receptor complex; membrane
Molecular function (GO): transmembrane receptor protein tyrosine kinase activity; ATP binding; protein binding
Source: RefSeq, a predicted model, not a curated record
CCUAACACAUCUUUCUAAUCAGAUAUAUAUUUUUUUCCUUUUCAAGUUUGUAUCAUUAUUUUAUUCUAUGCAUACAACUAGAAUUAAUAUACUGUGAAAUGCUAUUUGAAAAGUUAUUUCUUCCCUUUAUUUAUAUUUCUGUUCCUGAAUGUUUAACUGGGUUGGAUAUGCAGCCAUUGUUUUUUAUUCUGCCUAAAAUCAAGAUUUCACGGAUUGAUUACCAGUAACAGGGAUCCCUUGUCUGCUGCUCAGGAUGUCUUCAUUGAGAUACAUUUGCUGGAGGUAACCACAACGCACUACGGACAUUUUGUUACACCCUGGAGUGGACAUGGUCCACUGGGCCACUCAUCUGAUGACAUGUGUCUGGAUUCAGGCUGUAAUGUCUUCUGCAUUGGAUACUUGUCCCCCAACAGCUCCCAUUGCUGUGGACUUCUCAGUGCCGUACCCUAUGCCCUACUUUCAGACCAGGAACCCCAUCCAGAACAUAGUGACCAACUCCCUUUUCCAAGAGGUCUACGUGGCCUCACAGAACAUCAUUGAGGCAGUCAACAGCACUCUUGGUAAGCUAUGGCAACUCUGUACGGGGCCCGUGGGGAGCCCAGAGUGUGAAAUAUGUGAUUUGUGUGAUAUUGAAAAGGAUCCUUUCCACGAGAACACAGACAAUGAGGUGUUGUUACUGGACACAUUUCUUAUGUACCUGUACUCCUGUGGGAGUUCCCAGUACGGAGUUUGUUAUUUCCAUCAGCUCCAUGAGAAUGGAAGGCCUCCUGGCCCCUCCAAGUGUUUAUUUAGGAAAAAGUUCAACUCUCCUGACUUCUGUCCGGAUUGCAUCGCCAGUCCUUUGGGAACAAAAGUCUCCAUGGUGGAAGAGGGCCAAACAGUUUACUUCUUUGUUGCUGCAACCGUGAACGACAGCGUGACACAAAGAUACGGCCGCAUGUCCAUUUCUGUACGCCGACCGGUAGCAACCGAGGAUGGUUUUUACACUGAUGUCAGAGGGUUGACAGUUUUGCCUGGUCUACGCCAAAUGUACAGCAUUGAAUACGUCUACAGCUUCUACACGCAUGACUUUGUCUACUUCCUCUCUGUUCAAAAAGAGAGAACCGACUUGGAUUCAUCACCCUAUCAGACGAGACUUGGCCGUCUGCCACGCCACGAAUGGGAGAUGCGACGGUACCGAGAGAUUGUUUUAGAAUGUCGCUUUGAACCCAAACGGCGAAGGAGAAGCAAUGGUAGUGAGCCUUUCAAAGACGUGGUCUACAAUGUGGUGCAAGCAGCUCACUUUGGCAAGGCUGGGCGGGAGCUGGCAGAUGAGCUUGGUGCGGAAGAAAAGGAUGAUAUCUUAUAUGGUGUGUUUGCUGUAACUGAUGACUCAGGUGUUCCUGAACAUGACUCAGCACUUUGUGCAUUUCCCAUGGAUACGGUGAACACGGCAAUAGACGACGGAGUGGAGGACUGUUGCAAGUCGGGACCAGAGCAGCUCUCCAGGGGCCUUUGCCACUUUCAGCCAUGUGAGAGCUGUCCACAUGAGAGCAUGGAACACAACAUGACCUGCAGAGACCAGCCCACCUUGGUGUCUCAGCCAUACUACAGAGUGGACCUCUUCAACAGACAGAUGAGAGGUGUACUGCUCACCUCGCUUCUGGUCACCAGCAUCGAGAACAAAACAAUAGCUCAUAUAGGCACAUCAGAUGGGAGGCUACUGCAGCUUGUCCUGAGAAGGUCUAGCCCUAUAAUCUUUGCCAAUUACUCCCUUGUUGAGAACCAGAAGGUGUCAUCCACCGCAGCGGUUCUCCCCCUAGAACAUCUACUGUUUGUUGUGGGAGAUAAGAUGAUUCAGGUUCCUCAAAGAGGCCCCGGCUGUCGUCACUUUCUGACAUGUGCCAUGUGUCUGACCGUGCCCAAGUUCAUGGGUUGUGGCUGGUGCUCUGGCCAGUGUACCUGGGCAUCUGAGUGCAGGGCCCACUGGGGAAAUGAGUCAUGCCCGCCUGGCAUCACAGAGUUUUUCCCCAAGACAGCGCCCCCUGAUGGUCAGACUGAGAUGACUCUUUGCGGAUGGGAGUUCCAGUCGCCCCUGAGACCCGCUAUAACGACCAGAACCCAUGAAGUGAAGCUGGGUGAGACCACCUGUGUGGUCCAGCCUCACAAAAGCAACAGCACCCACCUAGUGUGCAAGAUCCGCUCUGGGGUGUCAGAGCCACUUUUUAAACCUGUGAACGUCACAGCCAAAGUGCAUGAAGGCCGAGUAGAAGGCCGUUACUAUAUUGAAGGAAGUGCAGAGAUGCCUGGAUUCACCUUUGUGGUUCCAAACAUCACUGAAGUUCAGCCUGAUUAUGGGCCUGUGAAUGGGGGAACCCUAAUCACCAUCACAGGCCCUUACCUUGACUCUGGGAAGAACAGGAAAGUUACUCUUGAUGGGGAAAUGUGUCCCAUCCAAAGUGUAUCUGUGGCCAGAGGAAAUCUGUCCUCUAUCAUUUGUCUCUCUCAGCUUGUAACAGAGGUAAAAGAUGUGGUACUCCGUGUCUAUAUUGAUAAAUCCCGUGUCGCCACCACUAAAGUCUUCCGUUACAAGAUGACACCUGAGGUUCUUGCCGUGCUGCCGGAUUGUAGCUUCGACAGUGGGUCAAGAAUCGUCAUUGAAGGCAGGAAUCUGGACUCGGUCUACAGAACUGUUAUUUAUUUUAAACCCAAAGAAAACCACCUAAAACCUGUUGUAACUGAGUGCAGGGGUAAAGCCAAUCCCACCCGACUGGAAUGCAUCACCCCUGUUUUCCAUCGAGAUGAGACUGAAGAGGGUGAGCUCUCAUUUGAUAUGGAUGGAGUGCUUGGCCUGUGGAAACAAGACUUCUCUUACCACCCCUAUGGCAGGCCCAUCCCGUUUGAGACUGAGGGUCACAUACUAAGACUUUAUCCUGGGUUUGAUGAAGUGUCCUUGCAUCACCAGAAGCUGAACCUUGUGAGUUCUUGCAUGUCGAUCACAAUGACGGUUGGAGAUGUUGACUGUGGUGCUACAGUUCUGGAUAAUGAAAUCACCUGCAGGAUUCCUAAUAAUCUCACCAUCCCAAGUGAGGGCUUACCUGUGAAGGUAACAGUUAACGGGUACACCCAUAAUGUUGGUACUGUAAUCUUGGUCAGUAACCACUACAUGGUUGGUAUUGUGCUUGGCAUACUGGCAGCUCUGGUGACUGGUGCGGUACUGGCCUUCAUUGUCCUAAAACACCUGAGAAAGCAGAAAAAAGAUUCGCUGACAGAGAAUCGCCUGUCUUAUUUUUCCCACAGUCGUUCCCGUAACAAUAGUGUGGAAUUAAGUCCCUUAGGAGACUACAGACGUGAACUACCCCUCACAACUAUUACUACACCCAGCGCGGCCGUGGCGUUUCCUGGCCUGGUCUAUACCGGUGCCCUGGACACAACCCUGACCCCACUUAUGCCCCCAGAGAAGAUUACCAUCACCAGCUUUCGCCCAGAGCUCCUGGAAGAGGUGAAGGAUGUGCUGAUCCCAGCCUCCAUGCUGAAGGUCCACCACCACCAAAUCAUUGGAAAGGGCCACUUUGGCACAGUUUACCAUGGUUACCUCACUGAUCACAACAACAGAGAAAUCCACUGUGCAGUAAAGUCCCUUAACAGAAUAACAGAUGUGGAGGAAGUAGAGCAGUUUUUGAAAGAGGGAAUUCUGAUGAAGGGUUUUCAUCACAGUAACGUUCUCUCUUUGCUGGGUAUCUUGCUUCCCGAAGAGGGGCUCCCUCUGGUGGUCUUACCCUACAUGAAACAUGGAGACCUGCGUCACUUCAUACGCUGUGAGAAGAGGAAUCCCACAGUUAAGGAUUUGAUAGGCUUCGGGCUCCAAGUUGCUAAAGGAAUGGAAUAUCUGGCACAAAAGAAGUUUGUACACAGAGAUCUGGCAGCACGCAACUGCAUGCUUGAUGAAUCAUACACAGUAAAAGUGGCAGACUUUGGUAUGGCUCGAGAUGUCCUAGAAAAGGAGUACUACAGCGUCCAGGAUCACAGGAAAGCCAAAUUACCCGUCAAAUGGAUGGCCAUUGAGAGCCUACAGACUCAGAAGUUCACAACCAAGUCAGAUGUGUGGUCUUUUGGGGUUUUAAUGUGGGAGAUGCUCACACGAGGUGCCAGCCCCUAUCCUGAAGUUGACCCUUAUGACAUCACACAUUACCUCUUAAAGGGACGGCGGCUGCCACAACCACAAUAUUGUCCAGAUCCAUUGUAUGCCAUUAUGUUACAAUGUUGGGACCCCGAUCCAGAAAGGAGACCAACCUUUUCUACACUAGUUUCUGCUGUGAUGAGUAUUUUGUCAAGCCUGGAGGGGGAGCAUUACAUCAGCCUGAAGGUCACCUAUGUCAACCUGGACCAGCCACGCCCCUAUCCCGCCCUAACAGACUCUGCCGAUGAAUACGAUUCAUCAGAUGCUGAUGCACGCUCAGUCUCUAGCUGAUUGGCUCACUGGUUUGGUACUCACAAGAAAGGGAACUCUUGCCUUGCUGACAAGAUUGUGGCUAUGUUUGGAAUUGCAUACUACCAUACUAUUUUAACAGUAUGAAGUAUGUAUACUGUUCACAGUAUGCAGAUACUUCUGUAUGCAUGGAAAACCCAGAAGAACUACUACAUUUGUCAAAAUAUGCAGUUUACACCACACUGAACGGGAUACUGUAUCUCGCAAUGGUAAUGAUAUCGACUUGACAUUCCAUUUCCUGUGUGAUGUAUAAACUGAAACCAUCGUGAUUUUAACAUUUCCUUUUAGACUCCAUUAUUUCAUCCGACAGCCAUAAGUUAAGAGGCAAAAGCAUUUAUUUCUUAAGGCGAUAACUGGACAACAACAUGCAGUGUGGGAAGGUCAAGUGACAACAGCAUGGCAUACUACCGUUUGAAACAUUUAACUUUGCGUAAUGCAUACUGAUUUGCAUACUAGUUUCUUUAGUAGGCAGUGUACAGUAUAUACUGGACAGUAUGCAGUACACCAGUAUUCUGUUCCAAAUAUAGUCCAAUAUGUGUCGGAAUGAUGAUCAAGGAACAUGUUGUUAAACUGGUAAAACAUCAAAACCCUAGAGCACUGUUUGACCAAUACAUGGCUGAGCUCUUAGUCACCAUCUAGCCUUGUAUGUGGUGUAUUUUCCAACUCAACUACAGCCAAAUAAUGAAGACGUUUUGACUGUAAAGUUGCAAAUAAGAUACCGGUGCAUGUCACUGCUAUAAAGGCAACAGUGACUGCACUGAAAGUGUUAACAUGCAUUUAUGUAUCACACUGAAGCACUGUCCUCCCUAGGAUAUAUUUGAGUUAUAGCGGAUGUAUAUUUAAUUUAUGUUAAGAUUACUUUUUUAUUACUUUUUUCUGUAAUUACAUAUACAGUAUAUAUAUCUUGGUCUGCACUUUAAUUUGAAGGUACAUUUGAAUCAAUGACCCUUUAUUUGGCUUGUGAUUAUAUCAGAUGCUUCUUGCAAAGAUACUUGGAAUGAGCCAGCAUUGAAAAGGAGUUGAACUGAAUGUAAUGUAUCAUUUGCAGGUUUUGCUUCAAUAAUGCAGGCUGUUGAAAUAAGUGAGAUUUUGAUAGUGGCAUUGAAGUUUGACGCACAUCUCAGAAUAAAGCCCAGUUUCAAGUUAAGAGUGUUUUUGUGUGUGCUUGAAUAAUCUUGGGUAAUUCUUAUGUUUUUAGAACAUUAAGAAAUUUAGCAUUGUGACAUUUUAUUAUAACAAAUUAGACAAUUUAUAACAAGUGAAGCACAUUUUACCCAACAUCCCCCAUUCUCAACUGUAAUGCAAAAAAUAAAUAAAUUAAUUAUAUCUAUCUAUAUAUAUAUAUAUAUAUAUAUAUAUAUAUAUAUAUAUAUAUAUACAGAGAGAGAGCGAGAGAGAGAGAGAGAGAGAUUUAAAUUGUGUACAAUAGAGCUACAAAUAGAGUACAAAUUCAACUCAAUUUGUAGAAGAACCGGAAGGCUAAUUUGCCAUGGUUUUGCUUUGGAAUGGUGUCCUAUAGGUUUUUAUGAUGCUUUUUUUUUUAAUUAUUAUUAUUAUGAGUAAAAUAAGGUCUGUGGUAAACAUUACUUGAAUACGUGGACUUGAAAUCUUGGACUUUUUGUUACACAAUCAUAUCUCAAACAUGAAUUUUGAAGUUGCCAUGUUUAAAAAAAAAUGUAAGUUGCUAAAUAAAGACAAA